AUGGCUGAACACAUGGUUCGUGAACCAUUGUCUGGCAUAGACAUUCUUAUCGCUGGGGGAGGCCUUGCAGGCCUGACCGCUGCAAUUGAAUGUUACCGCAAAGGUCACAAUGUUCGUGUAGUCGAACGUCGACCUGGUCUCGAUCCCUUUGGGGAUCUCGUUGCCAUCCAACCCAGUGCAAUUCGCACCAUGCGCAAGUGGCCGGGAUUUCUUGAGCGACUGAACGAAAACACAUUCGGACCACAAGCCCACAUGUACAAGUAUGACGGAACGCUCAUCGGGGUGUUCCCUAUCUGCGAGUCUGGUCCGAAUAUUGAAGAACGCGGUAUGGCUCUUAGUCGCUUGGACGCUCAUCGUGCAUUGCACGAUUACGCGAUGGCCCUCGGCAUUCCUAUUGAGCAUGGCGUUAACGUUCAGGACUAUUCUGAGACCACUGACAAGGGUUUCGCUAUCCUCGAAGAUGGGAGCAAGCUUGAAGCGGAUCUUGUCAUUGCAGCGGACGGCGUUGGAGGUAAGGCAUGGGGUAUAGUUAGCGGGAAGAAGGAGCAACCCAUUAGCAGUGGCUACGCUAUAUACCGCACCACCUUUCCUCUUAAUCACGCUUUGGAAGUUCCGGAGUUGGCCAGAGUAUUCGACGAAAGCCCCCGAACGACUAUCCACAUAGGCCAUAACACGCAUAUUGUCACUGGCAAGAACAAGACCAGUGUGUGUUUCAUGAUGACCUAUAUGGAUGGCGGCAAUGUACCCGAUAAUUGGUCCAAGACUCAGAGUUCGGACUGUGCACUUCGUUAUGUGAAGGAAUGGGGCUCAUUUGUCCCGAUGCUCGUCAGUUCUGUGCCUAACAAGGAGGUCACUGACUGGAAGCUCAUGUGGCGCGAUCCCCAACCAAAAUGGGUCUCUCCUACAGGCCGUGUCGUCCAAAUCGGAGACGCUGCACACACUCUUCUUCCUACCAGCGCUAGCGGAGCAACCAUGGCCAUGGAAGAUGGUAUCACACUCGCGACAUGCCUCCAAAUCAGCGGAAAGGAUGAUAUUCCUUUAGCUGCGCGAGUCUAUAACAAGCUUCGCUUUGAACGCGUCUCGUGCGCGCAAAGGGCGGGAUUCAAGACGCGUGAGCAGUGGCAUCGCACCAACUGGGAAGUUGUGUCGAAAGAUCCCAAGGCGCUCGGUAAACUCGUGGGCGACUGGCUAGCCAAACAUGACUCGGAGCAAUACGCCUACGACAAUUAUGACGCAUGCGCGAAACAUAUCGUGGACGGUACACCAUUUAAUAACACCAAUAUUCCCCCUGGAUACGUCUACGAACCUUGGACGGUUCAAGAUCUAGUGAAUGCAGCGAAUGAGGGUAGAGUUGUUCAGGAUGCUGGUAAUUGGUCUUAG
Messenger RNA from Desarmillaria tabescens, 1380 nucleotides. RefSeq names its product maackiain detoxification. Gene Ontology annotation, molecular function: monooxygenase activity; FAD binding. Lineage: Eukaryota; Fungi; Basidiomycota; Agaricomycetes; Agaricales; Physalacriaceae. The record is from RefSeq and is a predicted model, not a curated record. The coding region runs from base 1 to 1380 and encodes 459 amino acids. The transcript is spliced from 5 exons.